AUUAAAACGGUUUCUUCGGCUGAAAUGCCAGCGCAAAACGCGGCCGAACGGAUGGCUGGAACAACAAGCAGGAAGAACGGUAGCGUCAAUUACACAAGAGCGAGAGGAGCAGUAUGCAUUCAGAGCAGGGAAGUUGAGGCAAGCAGUAGGGAGCAUGCAGCCUUGAUGUGCCUUCUGGAAUCUUGAGUUCCUUCAGGCCGAAGUUUUACUCGCACGUGACGAGAACACGAGAGGAGAGAACAAGAGAGGCCAUUGUUAGUCUCCAGUCGCUCCGGUCGAUCCGUUCUUCCUCGCGGGGUUAUGGCCGGCGGGCCAGCAGCAGCAGCAGCAGCAGCAACAGCAGCAACCGUUACUGCGACAGCCGCAGAGGAGAGAGAGCGUUUCUCCGAAAAUCAUAGACUAAGAACCCGUUCUAGCGCGAAAGUCAGCGCGAGCGAGUUGCGAGACGAAACGGGCGAAGAAACGGCCCGUGAAGAAACGACGACGGUCCCUGCCUCUUUCGGGCCUCUGGAGGAGCCUCUGCUUCGGCAUUCCCAGGGAUUCAGUAGCACGGGAGGGCAGCGGCGAGAGCAGCCGCGCGGAGACGGUCUCGGAGGGCUCUUGCCGACGCUGCUGUGGUGCUGCUUCGCGUGCCUUGGCGCCUUCUCGUUCGGAUAUGCGGUGGGCUACACCUCCCCCGCCCUCGCCUCUCUCUCCGCGGACCUGCGCCUGCCCCCCGCGCUCGCCUCGCUCUUCUCCUCGCUUAUCACAGUGGGCGCAAUGCUGGGGGCGGUGAUGGCGGGGGGAUUGGCGGAAGGGGUGGGGCGCAGGGGGGCGCUGGCGCUGGCAGCACUGCUGCUGGCGGUGGGAUGGGGAGGAAUAGCCUUGGCCCAGUCUCUGCCUCUCCUCCUCUCUGCUCGGGUCGUCAAUGGCCUGGGUGUGGGCCUUGCCUCCUUUGUGGUGCCCGUGUACAUAGCGGAGGUGGCCCCGCACGCGUGGAGGGGCGCGUUGGGCAGUCUGAACCAGCUGGCCAUCACAGUAGGCAUGCUGGGGGUAUACUCCGCCGGCCUUGCAUUCUCUUGGAGACAACUGGCUGCUCUUGGAGCGCUACCAGCUGUCGCUCUUCUAUUGGGCGUGGCGGUGGCGCCGGAGAGCCCGAGGUGGCUGGCACGGAAGGGAGCAGGGAGAGGGGCGGUGCUUGGGGUGCUGCUGCGAUUGAGGGGGGUGUGCCGUGCUGGUGGUAGCAGCGGUGUUGCUGCUUCUGUUUCUGCUGCUGCUGCUGCUGAGUCUGCUGCUGCUGCUGAGUCUGCUGCUGCUGCCGAGUCUGCUGCUGCUGCUGAGUCUGCUGCUGCGGCUGCGGCUGCUGUAUUGACUGAAUGUGAAGUGAUAAUGCAAGGAGUGCAGCAUGAGCAGGGAGAGGAGAGCGGAGGACAUCUCAGGAGGGAGAGUGAGCGGGAACUUGAUAGUGAGAGAGGGGUGGAAUGUGGUAGGGUGGGAGUGGAGGGAGUGGAGGAUGGUGGUAAGGGCAGCACCGGGGUCAAGGGCAUGUGGGGCACGGCACAAGAGCUGCUAUUCGGCCAUGCCAGCAAGCCGUUUGGGCUGUGCGUGGGGCUGAUGGUGCUGCAGCAGUGUGCGGGCAUCAACGCCAUUGUCUUCUUUGCCGCGGCCAUCUUCAGCAACGCUGGCUUCACUGACCCCAACCUCCCCAGCUUUGGCAUCGCUGCCGUGCAGGUCAUUUUCACGCUCUUCUCAGCUCUUCUCCUGGACAGGGCCGGCCGCCGCUUGCUCCUUCUCCUCUCCUCCUCCGGCAUGUCUCUCGCCUGCCUCCUCCUCGGCCUUGCUUUCUACAUCCCUCACGCGCACCUCCCCUUCCUCCCCGCCUCCUCCGCCCCCCUCCUUGCCUUCUCCGGCUGCAUGGCGUACAUUGUCUUCUUCUCCUUGGGCAUGGGCGGCAUCCCUUGGAUUAUCAUGUCCGAGCUGCCAGCUGUCCCCUUGUCUUGUUCCUCUGCUCACACCCUCCUGCAGAUCAUUCCAGCGCACAUGCGGUCGUUAGCCGGCAGCCUUGUGGUGCUCUGCAACUGGUCGCUCUGCUUCCUCAUCACACAGACCUUCGCCUCGCUCUUCGCCUGGAGCUCCUACGGAACGGUGUGGCUGUAUGGAUCAGUGGCUGCAGUGGGAGUGGUGUUCAUAUGGACAUGCGUUCCAGAGACCAAGGGCAGGACGCUAGAAGAGAUCGAGGCAUUCUUCAGACCCAACUUCAAUCCAUAACCAUGUGUGUAGUGGAUACUGUGUUAGAAAGCUAUACUAAAUGGCUCUGUAAUAAAUUUCACAUACACAG
This is a messenger RNA of Closterium sp. NIES-67, 2317 nucleotides long. NCBI's taxonomy places the organism in Eukaryota, Viridiplantae, Streptophyta, Zygnematophyceae, Desmidiales, Closteriaceae. The record is from the annotation of a GenBank genome assembly.